Molecule: messenger RNA, 1798 nt
Organism: Solea senegalensis (Senegalese sole)
Lineage: Eukaryota; Metazoa; Chordata; Actinopteri; Pleuronectiformes; Soleidae
Gene: aaas
Product: achalasia, adrenocortical insufficiency, alacrimia
Exons: 17
Coding region: 153-1715 (520 amino acids)
Biological process (GO): nucleocytoplasmic transport
Cellular component (GO): nuclear pore
Molecular function (GO): protein binding
Source: RefSeq, a predicted model, not a curated record
UCACACGGCGGGACAGGCUUGAUGCUAGUAACUCAAAGUGCCACAACAGUGUGGCGUUAUCUUUGACUGGUUUGGGAGAACCAAAUAUUUCUCAGCUCACAGGACACAUUACAAGGCAACGCUCCAGUGUUGGAGUUUUCUCCGUGUUUAAGAUGUGCUCUCUGGCGCUUUUCCCUCCGCCGCUGCCCUACGGACAGAGCACGCUGUGCGAGUCCAACAACGAGCUGCUGUCCGGAACCAACGUCGAAGACGGACAAAACCAGGAGUCCAGUCCUCUGAGUCUGUAUUUCCCCCGGGAGUCUCUGAAGCUCCACAGUCGCACGGAAAGCAGCAGCAAGGCAGCAUUUCUGGAUCACUCUGAGACACUGUGGAUGAGGAGUGCAGCAGCAUGGAGGGAUGGUGGUUUGACAGGUUUACUGACUGAAAUUACCAAUUCAUAUACAGAGGUGCCUAAAUGGCUGUCAAUGAGUUCUGGUUGCACCCUGGCGUUACUGCGAUCAGUCUCCUCUCUUCACGGUUCCUUGUUUCCUCAUCUCACAUUGAGCAGUGAGGACAUGAUAGCCGAGUUUUCGCAAGUGCUGGACUGGUCUGACUGUGUGGUGAGAGCCUUUGCCUGGCAUCCUCAUGCAGAUAAAUUUGCUUUAGCCCUGCUGGACGACUCCAUUAAGAUCUACAACCCCAAAAGUGCCACAACUCCUACACUUAAGCACCGUCUUCAGAGAAGUGUGGCAGCAGUGCAGUGGAAGCCGCUGUGUGCAUCUGCUUUGGCUGUCGCUUGUCAAAACUGUUUACUAGUCUGGCAUGUGGACCCUUGCUCACUGUCAACCAGACCUUCAUCUGGUUGUGCUCAAGUUUUAUCUCAUCCCGGUCACUCCCCAGUCACUUCCAUUGCCUGGUCUCCAAGUGGGUCUCUUCUUGUGUCAGCCUCACCCGUGGACACUGCAGUAAUGAUUUGGGACGUGGCUGCAGAAAGCUGUGUGCCACUUCAGCGAGUUGGAGGAGGCGGGGUCACCUUCCUGUCCUGGUCCCCUGACGGCAGCCAUGUUCUGGCUUCUACUCCGUCUGCCCUGUUCAGGGUUUGGGAGACCAGGAUGUGGACCUGCGAGCGAUGGCCAUGUGUGAAAGGUCGCUGCCAGUCUGGCUGUUGGAGUCCAGAUGGGAGUCGACUUCUCUUCACCGUGCAGGGGGAGACGGUCAUAUACGCUCUGACGUUCACUGACACACCAGCAGGCAUUCCUUCAAGCACAUCUAAAGGGCCACAGGCAGCAUCUGUGGUGGCUGACCUAUCAGAGACAACCUUUACCACAGCAGAUGGUGACAUCAUUGUCGGUGGAGAGAUCCAGUCUUUGGUCUGGGAUCCGAGAGGAGAGAGGCUUGCUGUGCUUCUUAAAGGCGAUUCACAGUCAACAGACCGGCCUGCAAUCAUAGCAGUGUUCAAGACAAGAACCAGCCCCAUUUUUGAACUUUUGCCAUGUGGUUUUGUUCAAGGGGAGCCUGAUGCUGAGCCGAGACUGAUGCAGUUCCACCCCAAUUUUCAGCAUGGUGCUUUGCUCACUGUGUGCUGGUCCACUGGAAGAAUUACCCAUGUGCCUUUUUACUUCCUGAGUGCUGGAGUCCCUCAUUUUGGACUGAGUGGCAGUCCAUUGCUGCCACGCCCACAGGAUGGGCCUUCUGUCUUGGCUGGUCAAUCGCUGUUUUCGGAGUUACUCUCUUGACCAACCGUCACUCUCCAUCACACACUCACUUGAGUUACUUUUGUAAUCAUGGAUUGUCAAUAAAUGUCUACAAAUUCUUGCUA